AUGACGGUGUUGAAUGGUCAUGUAGUCGUAUGCCUUUUUGCUGACCGUGAUUCACCUCUUAUUGGUCUACGGAACUUCAUUAUGCCUCUGCGAGCCUCGAAUUUCCACUAUCACGAGCUGAAGCACGUUGUAAUCGUCGGUGAUCUCGACUAUCUGCGAAAAGAAUGGAAGACACUGUACAAUCUACCGAAGAUCUCCAUACUGAACGUAUGGAUCGCCAUUAUCGCGAGCGGAUUUACGGCUGUUAACAUCAACCUCUGUGAUAUGUGUGUGAUCAUAUCAGCUCGAGUGCCGAACACCGAAGACACAACGCUCGCCGAUAAAGAGGCAAUUCUGGCCUCAUUGAAUAUCAAGGCUAUGCAGGUCAGUUCAGUUUGA
Cooperia oncophora is the source of this 378-nucleotide messenger RNA. The record is from the annotation of a GenBank genome assembly. NCBI's taxonomy places the organism in Eukaryota, Metazoa, Nematoda, Chromadorea, Rhabditida, Trichostrongylidae.